AGCCCGGGGGGGCGUGUGUGUGUGUGAGACGGAGCCCGGUUGCUGCUGAGCGCGGGCGGAAACGAACGAGGCACCUUCCCAAGGAGCCAGGGGGCUGCUGCUUCCCGCGGGCUGAGGGGCGGCGCGGCGGGGGCAGCAGAUAACGCCUUGAGGCGGCUCCGUUCUCCCUCUCUCCCUUUCUCUCUCUCUCUCUUUCCUCGGCGACAGGAGACAAAAGGCAGCGCGCGGGGAGACGGACGAGGCGCCUCUUUCUCGCCGGGCAGCGAUGGCACACAGGAGCCGGCCGGUGCCGCUGCUGCAGCCUCCGCCUCUGCCGCCUCUGGAUGCCCUCCGAGCCGGGGGUUGUCACUAGCAACGGGAGGCGCGGCGCUCUUCCUGACGGUAACGGCGAGAAGGAGGCUUUCGGCCACCCGGCGACCAUGGGCAGAUGCAACGGGCGCUGCACGCUGGUCGGCUUCUGCUCCUUGCAACUGGUUGCAGCCCUGGAGAGACAGAUAUUUGACUUCCUGGGUUAUCAAUGGUUGCCGAUCCUGGCCAAUUUUUUACACAUUAUGGCCGUCAUUCUGGGUAUUUUUGGCACCCUUCAGUACAGAUCCAGAUACCUCAUGCUGUAUGCUGUGUGGCUCAUUGUCUGGGUUGGCUGGAAUGCAUUCAUCAUCUGUUUCUACCUGGAAGUCGGACACCUUUCACAGGAUCGAGACUUCAUCAUGACCUUUAACACAUCAUUGCAUCGCUCGUGGUGGAUGGAGAAUGGUCCUGGUUGCCUGGUAACCCCCGUGAUCAACUCCAACCUGGCCUUAGAAGACCAUCACGUCAUCACAGUAACUGGAUGCUUGCUUGAUUAUCAAUACAUUGAGGUGGUGAGCAGUGCAAUGCAGAUAUUCCUUGCGCUAUUCGGAUUUGUUUACGCCUGCUAUGUCAGCAAAAUGUUUAUGGAGGAGGAAGACAGCUGUAAGUAUCCAGUUAUCCCCCUGAAUAAGUAG
Molecule: messenger RNA, 983 nt
Organism: Notechis scutatus (mainland tiger snake)
Lineage: Eukaryota; Metazoa; Chordata; Lepidosauria; Squamata; Elapidae
Source: RefSeq, a predicted model, not a curated record